This is a messenger RNA of Phanerochaete carnosa HHB-10118-sp, 374 nucleotides long. RefSeq lists its product as uncharacterized. The record is from RefSeq and is a predicted model, not a curated record. The annotation marks the transcript as partial. Lineage: Eukaryota; Fungi; Basidiomycota; Agaricomycetes; Polyporales; Phanerochaetaceae. The transcript has a single exon.
UUGCAGGAAGCGCUGCCUACUCUUGAAAGCACCUUCUCUGAAAAUCCGUACCCAACGCGGGGCGAGAAGGAACGCUUGGCCCUGUUAACAAGCAUGGAAUAUAGGCAGAUUCAUGUCUGGGUAGGUAUUCCGCUUAUGAGAGACGGCACGCCCUUUACGCUCCUCUACCAGUUUCAGAAUCGCAGAAAUCGGUCCAAAAGGGAUGGCCAAGUCUUAAAGAAAGGCACCGUUUUUCACUCGGUGCGGAACAAAACUACCACCAAAACGAUACAGCUCUCGCAUCUUAGUCAAUCGAUCAUUCAGAUGUCCGGAACAGAUUCUCGGUGCUCCAGUCCGGGCUUAAUUCACUGUAGUGUUGAGCGCAUUUCGUCGGU